Messenger RNA from Trichomycterus rosablanca, 1896 nucleotides. RefSeq names its product cilia- and flagella-associated protein 251-like. The record is from RefSeq and is a predicted model, not a curated record. Lineage: Eukaryota; Metazoa; Chordata; Actinopteri; Siluriformes; Trichomycteridae. The transcript is spliced from 3 exons. Bases 295 to 1812 code for a protein of 505 amino acids.
GCCCCUGGAGCAAACAGGGUUAAAGGUCUUGCUAAAAGGCAGAACUGGGAUUCGAACCCUCAACCUUUGGGUUCUAGCCCGAAGCUCCUCCCACUAGGCCACCACUGUCCCACUCUACACUAGAGGUUAAUGAUGCUGAGAGCAGCAGUGAUGAUGAUCAGCACCACUCUCAGCUACAUGCACACAUUGUGACAUCAUCAUGAUGACAUCACCACACUCCACACCUCUGGUAUAAGUUGCUGCGUUUCAUGUGUUUGUGCUCAUUUGAUCUGAGACGCCGAGACAGUAAGCAGCAUGAACAUGUUCUCCUGUUGGACUCUUCCAUCUGACCAAGACGAGCCGCACAGGCCGGUAAACGAACCGGAGAAGAAGGUAAAGAAGAGAAAAUGGUGGCAGAGACGCCAGAAGGUGGAGAUGCAGGACGUGGAGGGUGAGAAGGGAAACAGGGUAAAGGGUGAAGAGAUGGGGCAAGGAGUGGAGCAGAAGGUUUUAGAGGACCAGGCAGACCAAACACCAAAGAUGGAGAAGCAGCAGGUGGUUAUGGGAAAAAACAAACCUGAGAAGAAGGUAAAGAAGAGAAAAUGGUGGCAGAGACGCCAGAAGGUAGAGAUGCAGGACGUGGAGGGUGAGGAGGGAAACGGGGUAAAGUGUGAAGAGAUGGGGCAAGGAGUGGAGCAGAAGGUUUUAGAGGACCAGGCAGACAAAAUACCAAUGAUGGAGAAGCAGGGGGUUCUGGGAAAAAACAAACCUGAGAAGAAAGUAAAGAAGAGAAAAUGGUGGCAGAGACGCCAGAAGGUAGAGAUGCAGGACGUGGAGGGUGAGAAGGGAAAUGAGGUAAAGGGUGAAGAGAUGGGGCAAGGAGUGGGGCAGAAGGUUUUAGUGGACCAGGCAGACCAAACACCAAAGAUGGAGACGCAGGUGGUUCUGGGAAAAAACAAACCUGAGAAGGUAGAGAUGCAGGUGGCCCCACGGGACCUGGUGGAAGAACCAGAACAGGUCGUUGUAAAGGACCAGAGGAGGAAACCAGUAGACAAGGUGGUUCUGGUUUGUGAGAUUGAGAUGAAGAAGUUAGAGCAGGUGGACCCAGUGGAGCAGGUUGAAGAACCAGAGCAGGUCAUCCUGAAGAACCAGUGGAUGGGACAUGUAAAAAAUAAGAUUCAUUGCAUAGAGAAUGAGAUAAAGAAGGCAGAGGGGCAGGUGGUCCAGCUGAACCUGGUGGAAGAACCAGAACUGGUCAUCCUAAAGGAGCAGGGGAAGGGACAGGUAAAAAAUAGGGUAAGUUUUAUAGAGAAUGAGAUGAAGAAGGAGGAGAGGCAGGUGGACCCGCUAAACCUGGUGGAAGAACCAGAGCUGGUCAUCCUAAAGGAGCAGGGGAAGGGACAGGUAAAAAAUAGGGUUAGUUUUAUAGAGAAUGAGAUGAAGAAGGAGGAGAGGCAGGUGGACCCAGUGAAUAAAACAGACCAGUUCGUGAAGGAGGAGGAGAGGCAGGUGGCCCCGCUGAACCUGGUGAAACAACCAGACCAGGACAUGAAGAAGGAUCCAGCAGCUUUGGAGGACAAAAUAUGGAAACUGAAAGAGCAGAACCUGGAUAGAGGAAGCACUGAAGAUCCACUGAAGAACGUCUCCGAGGUGUCUUCAAACAAACCAGACCCCCAGCAGCUGCAGGACGACGUUCUUGUUCCCAUCGUCGAAGCCCAACCUGAAGAGUCCGGGGCUCUGAUGGAGAGCGCGUGUGAAGAUGAAGGUGUCCCGAUGCCGAAGUCGAGGAGAACCAGCCUGAGAACCAAACGGUUCCAGUUCUUCAACGUCUGAAGCUGAGGUGGUGACGAUCCGGAGAUCAUCCAAUCACACGCCGACUUUUCCAACAUCAAAAUAACAAUAAAGUGCCUUCAUGAA